AUGGCGCCGCCGUUCCUCAAGACCGGGCACGGCCGCGACUCCAGGUUCUCCUUCAGGCGGCGCAAGUCGGGCAAGGCGUCGUCGACGCCCUCGUCGCCGCUCUCGUCGGUGUCGUCCUCGGCGUCGUCGGAGGACGUGGUCCUCGACCCUGGGAGCCCGACGAUGGAGCCGUCGACCAAGACCCAGACGCUGCCGUGCGCCAGGCGGAUGCUCUCCCGGAGCAGCUGCGGGUCCAGGGGCAAGCUGUCGGUCGACCUCAUCCCGGCGCCGCUCGCCGGCGGCCCGUCCGACGCGCCCAGGCCCUCCACCUCGGCCGCGCCGCCCCCCAAGCCCGCGCCCCGGCCGGAGGGCCCGCCAUCAGACAUGGACAUGGUGAAGGAGAAGUUCUCCAAGCUGCUGCUGGGGGAGGACAUGUCCGGCAGCGGCAAAGGAGUCUCCUCGGCUCUUGCUCUGUCCAAUGCCAUCACCAAUCUUGCAGCUUCCGUGUUCGGUGAGCAGCGGCGUCUCCAACCGAUGGCCCCUGAGCAGAAGGCUCGGUGGACAAAGGAGAUCGACUGGCUUCUCUCCGUCGCCGAUUUCAUCGUCGAGUUCGUUCCUUCACGCCAGGUGGCCGAGGAUGGCAGCACCAUGGAGGUUAUGAUAACUCAGCAACGCAGAGAUCUGCUGAUGAACGUCCCGGCAUUGCGCAAGCUUGACGGAAUGCUCCUUGACUAUCUCGAUAGUUUCAGCGACAAGCAGGAGUUUUGGUAUGUGAAGAAAAAUGACAAUGAAUCUGAGAAGGGCGACGCGGCAGAGCAGAGUGACAAGUGGUGGCUCCCGACGGUCAAGGUCCCUCCCGAGGGUCUGUCAGACUCGACGAGGAGAUGGCUUCAUCACCAGAAGGAGCUUGUCAACCAAGUCUUGAAGGCAACAAUGGCCAUCAAUGCUAAUGUUCUCAUGGAGAUGGAUAUUCCAGAAGCUUACAUGGAGACUCUGCCUAAGAACGGGAAAUCUACCCUCGGGGACUCGAUGUACAAGCUUAUAACCGACGAUUAUUUCGACCCCGAAGAACUCAUAGCAACGGUAGACCUGUCGAACGAGUACAACAUUGUUGAUCUGAAGAACCGGAUCGAAGCAUCGGUCGUCAUUUGGCAAAAGAAAAUGCAGAGGGACGGCAAGUGGGGCCAUGGCGUCAGCCACGAGAAGCGGGGUCGAUUCGAGGGGAGGGCAGAGAACGUUCUUCUCCUCCUCAAGCACAGAUUUCCAGGGAUUUCCCAAUCAGCUCUGGACAUCAGCAAAAUCCAGUACAACAGGGAUGUUGGGAGUGCCAUUCUGGAGAGCUACUCAAGGACGCUCGAGAGCCUAGCCUACACCGUAAUGUCCCGCAUCGAAGACGUUCUCCACGCCGACGCCCUCGCCCAAGACCCCAAGAAUGGGGACUCAAUGAGGAUGCCGAGCUUAACAACCGACGACACAGACACAGUGGUCCAAGACGCCAAGGACGAGAUGGGGAGGCUGGGAAGGAUGGAGCCGGUUAACUCGACAUUGUUCGACUACGUGGGGCCCCGGGACGGCACCAUCGAGACCAUGAUACUAGGGUCGCAGGAUCCCCAAGGUAAGAAGCUGAGCAAGAUCUCGAAGAUCGGCACCAAGAGGUACUCCUACCUGGACAAGCUUGAGAACCUGGGCGGAGCACGGAGCCCCAUAUCUAGACACUAG
Triticum turgidum subsp. durum (durum wheat) is the source of this 1698-nucleotide messenger RNA. The record is from the annotation of a GenBank genome assembly. NCBI's taxonomy places the organism in Eukaryota, Viridiplantae, Streptophyta, Magnoliopsida, Poales, Poaceae.